Molecule: messenger RNA, 915 nt
Organism: Helianthus annuus (common sunflower)
Lineage: Eukaryota; Viridiplantae; Streptophyta; Magnoliopsida; Asterales; Asteraceae
Exons: 1
Coding region: 1-915 (304 amino acids)
Source: RefSeq, a predicted model, not a curated record
AUGUGGGACCCAACAGUGUUCAGACAAUCAGGGGUUAUUAAAAACAGGAACUACCUGGUAGUUUCGGGGAUUAUAAUCGGUUCUAGGGAGUGUGUAAAUGUGGUUAAUACGUAUGCUCCUAAUGAUCCGAUCAGUAGGAGACAUUUGUGGAUGGAGUUCUGCUAUCUAAAGGGGUCGUUGCAUGGUAGUUGGGUAUUUUUGGGAGAUUUUAACGAAGUCCGGUGCUCCGAAGAACGAUUAAAUUCGGAGUUUAACUCGGUAAAUUCUGGAUUAUUCAAUGACUUAAUACGUGGGGCUGGGCUACAUGAGCAUAAUAUGGGACACACUUUUACCUAUAUGUCGGAUAAUGGCAAGAAGUUAAGCAAAUUAGAUAGAUUCUUGGUGUGUGAUGGAUUCUUGAGGAGGUGGCCGAGUGCAACUGUAGUUGCUCUAUCCAGAUAUAUUUCCGAUUACUGCCCUAUAAUGUUAUCCGUGGUAGCUCAUGAUUUUGGACAUAUUCCGUUUCGAUUAUACAACACAUGGUUGGAUCUACUGGGGUUCGAGGAGUAUGUUAAUGGCUUGUGUGGGUCGUUUGUGUUUCACGGGGCACCAGACCUUGCACUUGUCACAAAGUUGAAAUUUCUUAAAAACCGUAUUAAAGUUUGGGUGGCCAACGAGAAGGGGAAACUAGAUGACGCGUAUGAAAAGAAGAAGGUGGAGGUGGAUCAUUUAGAAGCCACGACCAAAAUAUGGUCGUUGCUCCCUACUAAACUACAACAAAGACUUGCGGGUAAGGCUUUUAUUCUUGACUAUGAUAGAUCUAAGCAAUUGGAUGUUCUGGAUUAUUCAAUGACUUUAUACGUGGGGCCGGGCUACAUGAGCAUAAUAUGGGGGGACACACUUUUACCUAUAUGUCGGAUAAUGGCAAGAAGUUAA